Molecule: messenger RNA, 1860 nt
Organism: Eremomyces bilateralis CBS 781.70
Lineage: Eukaryota; Fungi; Ascomycota; Dothideomycetes; Eremomycetales; Eremomycetaceae
Exons: 1
Coding region: 85-1758 (557 amino acids)
Biological process (GO): steroid metabolic process
Cellular component (GO): membrane; cytoplasm
Molecular function (GO): FAD binding; Delta24(24-1) sterol reductase activity
Source: RefSeq, a predicted model, not a curated record
AAAAAGUCCAAGUCGCUCGCUCAUUUUAUUUCUCAAUAAAGCUAUAUUAUUAUUAUUUAUUUAUUACUUAAUCCAUAGUCAGACAUGAAGCCACACGAUCUUGCCGUCAAGGAGAUCGCAUCCCGCGUUCGCUCCCUAUACAGCAAGGGCGAGCCCUUCCGCAUCUACCAUGGCUCGACUAACAGCACCCGUAAACCGUCUCUCAAAGAGAAUCAUGUGGACAUGAGCCGCCUCAACCAUGUCCUCAAAGUCGACCGGAACACGAGGACCGCUCUUGUUGAGCCCAAUGUGCCCAUGGACCGCCUGGUCCAGACGACCCUCCAAUACGGACUGGUCCCCCCGGUGGUGAUGGAAUUCCCCGGCAUUACCGCGGGCGGCGGGUAUGCUGGCACCUCCGGCGAGUCCAGCUCGUUCCGCCACGGAUUCUUCGACCGGACGCUGAAUUGGGUGGAGAUGGUCCUUGCGGACGGCGAGGUGGUCAAGGUCUCGGAAUCGGAGCGGAAAGACCUAUUUAGAGGCGGGGCGGGGGCCGUCGGUUCGCUGGGCGUUGUGACGCUCGUCGAGUUGAACCUGCUAGAAGCCAAGGAAUAUGUCGAGGUGACAUACCACCGGACCAACAGCUCGAAAGAGGCGAUCGAGUUGACCUACGAGCUGUCAAAGGACCCGGCCGCUAAUGAUUUAGACUAUGUUGAUGGUAUCCUGUACAAUCAUUCGCACGGUGUGGUGGUCACUGGCAAGAUGGUCUCCAAGCCUCUUCCGUCGAUGCCUCUCGUUGAAUUCGUCCGACCCAAUGACCCAUGGUACUAUUUGCAUGCCAAAGAGAUGACCAGCGAUCCCACCUCGCAACCAUACAAAUUUGCAACCACCCUCCCUUCAUAUCUCUUCCGAUAUAACCGUGGGACCUUCUGGGUGGCCCGAAGCAUGUUCCGUUACUUCUUCUUCGUCCCGUUCAAUCGCCUCAUGCGCUGGUUCCUGGACGAUUUCCUACGGCCGCGCAUGGCGUAUCGAUCGCUCCACGCCAGCGGACAGGGCAAACACAUCAUCGUCCAGGACUGCGCCGUGCCGUUCAAUCAUGCGCACCAAGGCAAACAGGGCAGCCCCACCGCGGUGGCUGAGGAGUUCUUGGAGUGGAUGAACGGAUCCGAAAAGACCAACAACAUCGGCGCCAUGAACAUCUGGCCGCUUUGGCUCUGCCCCGUCAAAGUCGACACCUUCACCGCGGGCAGCGAGCGCGGCAGCUUCCACCCGCACCUUCUCCGACCGCAGGGGGCGACCGACGCCACCAACGACAAGGGCGUCAUGCUGAACGUCGGCGUCUGGGGAAUCCCGCACGAAGAGACGACCGGUUGGAGGAAAGACCUUGAUUUCCGCAAGCUCAACCGCACGCUGGAGGACAAGGUGCACGAGCUGCAGGGCCAGAAAUGGCUGUACGCGCACACGCAUUACGAGAAGGGGGAAUUCGCCGACAUGUAUCGGUCGACGGAGUGGUACGACGCGUUGCGGGAGAAGUACUCCGCGACGAGCUUGCCCACCGUGUAUGACAAAGUGUCGCGGAACAACCGGUCCGACACAGGGGGCGCGUACCGGCGUUUUAAGGAUUUGAUCCUGGAAACGUGGCCGUUGGGGGGGAUUUAUGGGAUCUGGAAGGGGAUCUGGAGCUUUGACUGGAGGCUGGAGAGGGCGCAGAGCUGGAUGUGGAAGUCCAACUGGCGGGAAAUCGUGCGGCAAAACGGUCAGAAGGGGUUGAAAGAGGAGUGAGGUCCCCGAUGACGGAUUGGAUUCUCAAUAUUUAGUUGAUACCCCUAUUGAUGCAUGAUUAGCCUGCAAAGGCCAAUGAGAAGCGUUCAUCAAUCGUGAAAA